CAGUCUUUAAGGUUCACAGUUCACACGCACGCAUGAUGGAAAUAGUAGAACCUCAUUCAUUUUUCCUCGUCGGUCGUCACCUUUUCUUCCUCCAACCUCAUUCAUUGAUUCCAAAUCCAGCUAGCUGCACAUUACAAGACAAACACAAAACAGAAAUCACAACCAAUUGCAUGCACCUGUUUCAGCAAGUAGUAGUAGUAGUAGUAUUGUUUUGACUUUUAUUUUGAGUCUUCACUUGCAUCAAUUCAAUCAACCAUCACAAUCAUUGAACCUUCAAAAACGCAGUAAUCACAACACAAACCUUGUCUCAAUUUUUCCACUCUUCAUUAUCUUCUUUCUUUCUUUCUUUGUUUCCUAUGUGCAAGACCAAAAUGGCGAUCAACGCCACAAGUCCCACCUCAACCCCACGAACACCAUCAACAACAUCAUCAACCGCACGUGCAAGUGCAACCUCCCUCACAUUCUCCGACCAAAACCCCUCCACCUCCUACGCCUCCACCUCCGCCUCCACCGGCUACCGUCUCUCCUCCUCCAACUCCAUCUCCACCAGCAGCCGCAACUCCCUCCCCACUCUCCGCGAAACCCUCCCGGAAAAUCCCCACAUCUACGACUUCUCCGAGAUCCGCGCCGCCACCAACAACUUCCUCUCCAAACGCCACUCCUCCUCCACCCCUUGCUGGCGCUGCACGCUCCGCGGCGCCGACGUCAUCGUCUUCCAACGCAAGCUCCGCCGCAAGAUCAACGACCUCCGUAGCCUCCUAUCCAUCAUCUGCCGCUGCCACCAUGUUAACAUCGUGAAGCUUCUCGGCGCGUCGAUCUCCGGUGACCAUGUCUACCUCGUUUACGACUUCGUCGCCGGUGGUAACCUCGCCGAUUGCCUCCGUAACGCGAGGAACGCGAACUUCACCGUGCUUUCUACCUGGAUGUCGAGAAUGCAGGUUGCGACGGAUCUCGCUCACGCGCUUGAUUACGUGCACAAUAAGAACGGUGUGAGCAUCGAUUUCGUCCAUAACCAUAUCAAGAGCAGCGCAAUCAUCGUUACCGAGCCUGAUUUCAACGCUAGGGUUUGCCAUUUCGGCGCCGCGCAGCUAUGCGGCGAGGUAGAGAACCAAUUCGCCACCGCCGGUGAGAAAUUGGGGGAGAUCGUGGAGGAAUCGCCGCCGGCGAGGCGGUCCGGGAGGCCUGAGGUACAGUUCUCGGGGGUGAGGGGGUAUAUGUCGCCGGAGUAUCAAACCACCGGCGUGGCGACGCAGGAGUCUGACGUGUACGCGUUUGGGGUGGUGUUGCUGGAGCUUCUCUCCGGGGAGGAGCCGUUGAAGUUCCGGUUUGAUGAGAAGACGCGUGAUUUUGUGAGGAUAUCGGUGGUUGAGACGGCGAGGGUGGCGGUUGAUGGCGGCGGCGGUGGCGGCGUGAGGAGGUGGGUGGAUAGGAGGUUGAAGGAUUCGUUUCCGAUUGAUAUUGCGGAUAAGUUGACACGUGUAGCGUUGGAUUGUGUACACGUGGAGGCAGAUAAGAGGCCGAACAUGAGUAGAGUGGCUGAUAAGGUUUCCACUCUUUAUUUAAAGUCGAAGAAUUGGUCUGAGAGUAUUAAGAUGCCUGAUAUGUCUGUUUCACUGGUUCCACGAUGAGUUCUAUUUCAUCAUCAUGGUGAUUUUUUUCUUCUUCAAUUUGUUUUUCCAACUUGACAUUGUAAGAGAAGAAAUACAGAGAUAGUAACAUUGAUGAUUUGAUUGAA
Messenger RNA from Lotus japonicus, 1735 nucleotides. Its product is annotated as lysM domain receptor-like kinase 3. The transcript has a single exon. NCBI's taxonomy places the organism in Eukaryota, Viridiplantae, Streptophyta, Magnoliopsida, Fabales, Fabaceae. Bases 357 to 1628 code for a protein of 423 amino acids. Gene Ontology annotation, molecular function: ATP binding; protein kinase activity. The record is from RefSeq and is a predicted model, not a curated record. Gene Ontology annotation, biological process: protein phosphorylation.